Lolium rigidum is the source of this 3114-nucleotide messenger RNA. Its product is annotated as protein SMAX1-like. Lineage: Eukaryota; Viridiplantae; Streptophyta; Magnoliopsida; Poales; Poaceae. Gene Ontology annotation, molecular function: ATP hydrolysis activity; ATP binding. The record is from RefSeq and is a predicted model, not a curated record.
GCGCGCACCCGCUCCACUGCCGCGCUCUCGAGCUUUGCUUCUCCGUCGCGCUCGACAGGCUGCCCGCCAUGGCGGCCGGCGCCAAGGCCGGCGGGGCGGCUCAAGCGCCUCCCGUGUCCAACGCGCUCGUCGCGGCGCUCAAGCGCGCGCAGGCCCAGCAGCGCCGGGGCUGCCCGGAGGCGGCGCAGCAGCCGCUCCUCGCCGUCAAGGUCGAGCUGGAGCAGCUCGUGCUCUCCAUCCUCGAUGAUCCCUCCGUCAGCCGCGUCAUGCGCGAGGCCUCCUUCUCCUCCGCCGCCGUCAAGAACACCAUCGAGCAGUCCCUCACAUCGCCCUCGCCGUCCUCUUCCGCCGCCGCGUCUAGCCCCGCCACCACGCCAACCCCGUUCUCCCCGUCCCCUUCCCCUCUCCCGCGCGCCGGCACCGCCAGCGCCUACCUCAACCCUCGCCUCGCGGCCGCCGCCUCUGGGGACGACGCGCAUAAGGUGCUCGACGUCAUGCUCAAGCCGGCGCGCCGCAACCCAGUGAUCGUUGGGGACGCCGGCCCGGACGCGAUUCUCAAGGAGGCAAUCCGGAGAAUCCCAACGGCCAGCUCGCCUGCCCUUGCUGCGGCCAAGAUCCUGCGCCUGGAGGCCGACCUCGCUAAACUCGCCGGAGACAAGGCGGCCAUGGCUGACAGGAUCGUCGACCUAGGCGCCGUCGUCGAGAGGCUAGUCGGUGACCACGGCGGGGUGGUUCUUGACCUCGGGGACCUCAAGUGGCUCGUCCAAGGCCCCGCCGCACCCUCGUCGGAAGGGGGCAAGGCGGCCGUUGCUGAGAUGGGCCGUCUGCUCAGGCGUUUCGGUCGCGGCCUUGUGUGGGCCGUCGCCACGGCGGCGUGCGCCACGUACCUCCGAUGCAAGAUCUAUUACCCCGGGAUAGAGGAUGAAUGGGAUCUCCAUGUCGUGCCCAUCGCCCGCACCACGCCGCCGUGUCUUGGGGGACCUGCUCUCAUCAGGCCUGGAGGUAGUGCAAUUCUCAGCAACUCGAUGGGGAUGUUGUCACCGAUGCCCCGGCCUGCGCCAGUGAUACCCACACCUCUCCAAUGGCGGCCAGGGGGUGACCAUACCCCAAUGUGCAUGCUUUGCAAGGAUGGUUAUGAGCGCGAGCUCGCCAAACUUACAGCAGAGCGAACGGACAAGCCAGUAUCCGGCCCUCAGGCUACAAACCCUGGUUUGCCACACUGGCUGCAACGCACUAGUGAUCAAAAUCAGUCCAAGGCACAAGAGUUGAAAUGGAAGAGGAGCAAGGAUGAACUUGAGAAGAAGUGGCGUGAAACGUGUGCCCGCGUCCAUUCGACCCGUGCUGGAGCACCAGCACUCUCUGUGCCAUCGAUCCCGCUCGGUCCACGCCCACGUGUCGAGCCCAAAUUGGCAAUUGCAAGGAGUGCUGCCGUUCCCACUCUUAAGAUGAACACCAAUUGGGAGAAGCCAGCAGCCACUCCGACACUUGAGCUCCACAAGAGCCCACCAGGAAGCCCAGUGAAAACAGACCUUAUGCUUGGUCGCUUGGACCCUGCCUUUAAUCCUACUGUGGAGAAUGAACAGAAGGAAAAUUACGAGGGCCUAACUGCCAUGCAGAAGGCUAAGAUAGCUGGAAUUUCGGAUAUUGAUUCCUUCAAGAGGCUCCUCAAAGGGCUAACAGAGAAGGUUAGCUGGCAGUCUGAUGCAGCUGCAGCCAUCGCUGCUGUUGUGAUACAAUGCAGAUCUGGAAGUGAUAAGCGUCGGACCCUUCGAACAAGAGGUGACAUGUGGCUCAUGUUUGUUGGCCCUGAUCAGGCAGGUAAGCGGAAGAUGGUGAACGCACUGUCUGGGUUGAUGGUGAACGCAAGACCAGUGAUUGUGAACUUUGGUGGUGACUCCCAGUUGAACAUGGGUUUCUGGGGGAAGACUGCGCUCGAUCGGGUUACUGAGGCAGUUCGGCAGAACCCAUUCUCAGUAAUUGUUCUUGAAGGCAUUGAUCAAUUGGACAUAGUUGUUCGUGGAAAGAUCAAGCGGGCAAUGGAGACAGGCCGUCUUCCGGACUCUCGUGGCCGUGAGGUCAACCUUGGCAAUGUCAUCUUUGUUCUUACUACCAACUGGGUACCCGAGGAAAUUAAAGGGCCAAACAUCGAGACUUUGCUCCAAGGUGAAGGAAGGAUGCUGGAGAUAUCAAGCUCUAAUUGGCAGCUAGAACUCUCUAUUGGGGACAAGCAGGUCAAGCACCGAGCAGAUUGGCUCUGUGAUGAUGCUCGCCCUUCAAAGGUAGCAAAAGAAUUGUCCAGUGGUCAUGGUCUGUCUCUUGACCUCAAUUUGGCAGUUGGUGCCUUGGAUGACACUGAGAGCUCGCAUAAUUCCAGCGAUCUCUCUGUGGAGCAAGAGCAAGAGAAAGGGCAGCUUGCAGUCCUGUGCUCAACGCCGGCUCCUGACUGCGAUCUAUUGCAACUCGUUGAUGAUGCCAUUGUGUUUCGCCCAGUCGACUUUGGUCCAUUUAGGAAGAUUAUUACAGAUUGCAUAUCAGCGAAAUUCGAGUCGGUCAUGGGGAGCAGCAACUCAUUCAGAAUCGAUGAAGAUGUCAUUGACCGCAUGGUUAGCAGCGUCUGGCUCGCCGAGGAGAAGAUUGAUGACUGGGCCGGUAAAGUACUUGUGCCAAGCAUUGAGCGAUUGUGGCACAAUGUGAAGCAUGAUAAUGCGCGCACUGUCGUCCGUCUCGCAUCAGUUGUGGAUAAGGCAUCGCCAAGGUGGGGUGGGGGGAAGGAAGGGCUACCGGCGGCAGUAACGAUCGCCAUCGAUGGCAUGUAGAGGGCAUUGGAGAAAGUAAAUUCUUUGUACGGUAGAUAUGUAAAUAUUUGGGGCAACUCUCUUGUUAUAAGCUUGACGGAGGUAAACCUCCUGAAGUACAUAGGAGGAGAGGGGGAGUGAAUAUCCUUUGACUACCAAAUAGGCAGGAGGUUAUAGAUCUUAUGACACCCAAAUGUGGUUAUAGUUUUGAUAAUAUUUAUAGCUAUGGUCCUUGGAACUAAAAAUGGAUAUGUUCUUUUCCUCUUCCUAUUGUUAUGAGGGUGGACAAUUUAGAGAGAGUAAAUACUGAUACUUGAUA